AUGGCACCGGUGCAUCUAGCUCCCCCAGACUUCUCCAGAACGCAACGCUUGGUCCUCCUCGUAGAUCUUCACCCACUUCUCGCCGUGCGAAACCCUUCCUCCUACAUCGCCGCCGUCAUAUCCGCCGCCGACCGCCUCCUCCGCUUUCCGCCGCUAUCCGCUUCUCUCUCUGCCGUCGAGCUCUUCGUCUCCUCCCUCUCCCCCCACCGCGCCGAAGCUGUUCUCUCCCGCCAACUCUCUACGAGGCCCCUCUCCUUCAAUCUUGCUCCCCAAACCCUAGAUUCUCUCUCCGCCGCCUUAAACUUCACUCCUGCCCUUUCCGAUCUGCGAAAUGAGCCGUUCAGCUCGCGUGCUUCAUAUGCCACCAGCUCGUUGGUCCAGUUGAUUCAUGACUGUGUAUGGGAGACCGAGAAGAAAAAUGAUAGCUUGUCAGGUGAGGAUUCUUCUAUUGAUAGCGGAUUUAUGAAAAUUCCUUCGAAUCUGGUUAUUCUAUUUUCACCUAUUUCUCAGUCAAUUGAUAGUUUGGUUGAUUAUUUGGAGAUGCGUGAUUUUGAUGAGGUGUAUUGUGCUGUAAAAGAGGCAUUUGUUAUGAGGGACAUUCAUUUGUGUUGGGUAGAUGUCAAAGCUGAUGCCUUAGAAACUGAAGGGGCUGAUAUCAGGAAAAAUGACUGUAGGGAUGAAUUAACAAAUUUGAGGAAUUGCAUCGAAAAAAUGGGGUGGGGUUUUUGUUCUAGCGAUAUGAUUGUUCUGGGAUCAGCCUUGCUUCCGUUAGGUCUGAUCUAUCCAAGAAUCGGGGUGUCAUUUAGUUUUAUGGAUUACGCUGAUACUGAUAAGAUAGAAUCUACUGGGGAGCUGAGCUUAGAAAUACUGGACGUGCACGGGAUGCCAUUAGAAUGCAAAUUUUGUUAUCUUGAGUUUGUGAAGAUAAAUAGUUUGCCUUACACUGUGAAAAAUGGUGAUAUUCUGAGUGACACUCAAUCUCAAGAUCAACAGAGCUCGCAUGGUCUAGAUGGUUUUUUUCUCCGUUUAGGUGAAGGGAGAGUGAAGGUACAUGUUAAGAAUGUCUGUAGAUACGAUGAGUAUGAGAUUGCUGGUGGGUCGUCAGAGAUUUUAUUAGUACGUGAAGAUUUCCAUGUAUCGGGUAAAAUUGAGACCAAGAGUGGCAAUGACUUUCUUGCAGACAGGGUUCUUGACAUGCUGCAUGAAGAGAAGGGUGGAGUUAAUUGUACAAAACAACUACCUACAUGGCAAAUGUUCUUGAGUUUUCUUCAUAUAAAAAGUUACUCGGCCUUUGUGUCCCUCUCAAGCAAUAGUGGAGAUGCAUUGAUGGGUUUUCUGAAGCCUUUUACUGCUCACUUGGCAAUCCUCUAUAUUAUGGAUGGUAGUCAUGUUAUAGUUAGAAAUACUAGUGGUUCCCAUACCAAACCCUCAACAUCUGGUAAUUGCAUACAGUACAGGGAUGGGAAAAUGAAAAAGAGUCAAAGAAAUCUAUAUCAGAAAAUGACAUGGAAUUCCUUCCGCACAGCUGCCUUUGAAAGAUCUAAUUUAAACUUGAUUGAUUUUUGCCGGGCUAGAUAUGAAAAAUCCAAGAGGCUAAAGUUCUUUACGUGCUGGAUGAAACAAAUUAGUAAAGUCGAUGUGGAUUUAUCAACAGCACUAUCUGAUUCCAAGUCAGUGGGGGAAUUAGCUGCUUCUAGUGCAUUUUUAUCUAAACCAUCUCCAGCAGAAGAUGAGGCUAAUCUCAUUCCAAGCUCGGAGACUUUAGAAAUCUUUUUCAACAAUCUUUCCCAGAAAAUGCAGCAUGGCCUAGAAUCAGGAAUGGACUUGCAGAAUCUUGCCGAGCAUGUUGUCAAAUCAUCAGUUCACUGGUUAAGUUGUAACCGUGAAAUUGGAAGUAAUUCAGAAUGUCAACAAUUGCUGGUAAAACAGCUACUAAAGUCUCCUAAGGAAAUGAAGGAUAUACACCAGGAUUUGAAAUCCUGUUCGACUGAAACUAUCAUCAGAAUAUACGAAUUGCAGAUUUUUCUUCGUAUAGAGAUUCUGAGAUCAGAAGGUGUAGCCAUUUUCAGAGAAUCUAGAAAAAAGAAGCUGAUGAAGCAGAUAUGUUACAUAUUAGAGAUUAUACAGUACCUCAUAGCAGGCGGAGUUCAUGGUCAUGUUAGCUUAUAUGAUUAUGUUGAACGGACUAUUAGAGCAAGGUACAUCGAUAAAUUCGAGGACAUCGUGGAAAAGAUAUAUACAGAAAUGGAUUUACUGCCAUUUGGUGACGAGGAACAAACUCCGAUCUUUUUGUUCAACAGUGAGGACAGCGACCAAUCAUGGAGAAGCAAGUGUAACUUAAAUGAAAAGGUCGAGACCAAUAACAUUAGCCACUCUUUCUCUACUGAAGGUGAAACCUCACAGCUCCCUAUAAACAAUCUCGAUAGCUCGCAAGAGAUUGGGCAGGACGAGUACACCCGAAUCCUACACGAAGCCCAUGAGAGGAGGGAGCAGGCCCGAAGGCGUGCCCCUUUUGUGGGCAAGGCCCGUGAUUUGCAGCGAGUGUGGGCCCCGAAACUGCCGAAUGUGACGAAAGGCAAGUUCUGUUCUGGCCCGAGCAAAUAUAAGAGAAAGAAGGAUAGGGAGUAG
Messenger RNA from Striga hermonthica, 2628 nucleotides. The record is from the annotation of a GenBank genome assembly. NCBI's taxonomy places the organism in Eukaryota, Viridiplantae, Streptophyta, Magnoliopsida, Lamiales, Orobanchaceae.